Molecule: messenger RNA, 894 nt
Organism: Xylona heveae TC161
Lineage: Eukaryota; Fungi; Ascomycota; Xylonomycetes; Xylonales; Xylonaceae
Exons: 3
Coding region: 251-610 (119 amino acids)
Source: RefSeq, a predicted model, not a curated record
AGAAUAACUGGCGGCGUCUUUAUAUGUCGCAGCACGAGCAAGGUAAACUGGAUCAAUGUCAAUUGGACGGACGAGCGGGGUGUAGAAUAUAAUUAUUAAUCCUUGGAUGAUCAAGCCCAAUCUCAGGUGGUUUGUAUUUUGAAAAUUAUCAUAUAUAGAGGCAACUCCUACGUCUCGAAGUACAAGUGCCUCAAACCUCGCGAGCAUCAUCGUCAUCGAACCAAUUGAUAUAUAAUUUAUUGUAUCAAAAAUGGCCGACGAAACCAAAUCACCUCAAACAACCAUUUUCGUGACCGUCGAGGUUGACCCUUCCAAUGCAGACAAAUUCUUGGCUGCAAUGCGUCCUUGUUACGAGGGCUGCGCAAAGGAGUCUGAACUUAUAUUUUUCCACGUAUUCAGGGAUGAAGAUCACCCUGGGGUUUUUCAUUUUAUUGAGUAUUGGGCGAAAGAUCGAAAGUGGUUUGAGGAGAUACAAAUGAACAAGGAUUACUAUCACCCUUAUAGCGAAAUUACACAGCCAAUGUGGAUCAAGCCAAGGGUCAUUCGUUACCUCGACCCAAUUCCAGGCUGGCGAACUUUGAAGUCUGAGUUCCCGAGUCUCGCCGCCUAACUUUAAAGUCGAGGGUGCUAUAUGAAGACGUGAUGUGCUUCGCAGCGCGUUCAUGAAGGGUUCGAUCAAAAUUCAGAACUUAGUCAAUUUGUAUGUCGAGAUUAAAAGAUAUGGCUGGGACUUUUGCGCUUUGUUUGCUAGGUAGUCUUUGUUAAUUUUAAUGUUGUUUCAGGCCAAUUGCAUGCUUAUAUGAGAGAAUAAUUGAAUCAAUAAUUCUCGAAACAAUAAUAAAUUCCAGCCUGUAUUAAAUUUUCACCUAAAAUAGAUUCUAGAGAAAUAUAUAU